This is a messenger RNA of Caenorhabditis briggsae, 1980 nucleotides long. RefSeq names its product Protein CBR-PQN-13 (gene Cbr-pqn-13). The transcript is spliced from 11 exons. The record is from RefSeq and is a predicted model, not a curated record. The coding region runs from base 1 to 1980 and encodes 659 amino acids. NCBI's taxonomy places the organism in Eukaryota, Metazoa, Nematoda, Chromadorea, Rhabditida, Rhabditidae.
AUGGUGCGCUGGCAACCUUUGCUGUUCGCCCUUCUUGUGGCCGGUGCAUAUGCUACCACAGAUGAAAAAACCAAAUCUGAGUCAACUACCGUACCUUCUACUUCCCCUGGCAGUACUUCCCCUUCCGAAACGACGACAAAAUCGACGACGACGACUUCAGCUACCAAGGAAACUGAAGAGGUAAAAGAAAAGGAAGGACCAGAGACUAGAAAUGAGACAGCAGCUGUGAGUAGGGCAAAACGUCAAUGCUGCUUUGCUGCUCAGAACUCAUGCUGUCCACAACAGGUUCAGUCUCAAUGCAACUGUGCUGCUCUUCAAAUUCAGGUUCAACAAUGCGACUGUGCCAAUAUGCUCCAAACACAAUGUGGAUGUCCAUCAAUCUCAAGCCCAUCUUGUGAUUGUGGUACUCUUCAAAUGCAAUACUCUUCCUGUGGAUGCGGUGCUCUGAGCUAUCAAGUAUCAUGCAAUCAAUGCCAACAACAGCAAUCUCAGCCACAGAUCAUCGUUGUCCAGCAACCACAACAGCAAUGCUCUUCUCAGUGUAUGCCAGCUUGCUUGCCAUCAUGUGUCCAAAGCUCCUGCGCUCCAGCUUGUCAACCAAUGUGCUCUAAUUCUUGUGUUCAGCAGCAACAGCAGCAGAUUAUUGUCGUGCAACAACCACAACAACAGUGUGCUUCUUCCUGCAUGCCAUCCUGUCAACCAUCGUGCGUCCAACAGGCCUGCGCUCCAGCCUGCCAACCAAUGUGCUCCAAUUCUUGCGUUGAGCAGCAACAGCAACAGAUCAUCGUCGUUCAACAACCGCAGCAACAAUGUGCUCCAUCCUGUAUGCCAGCGUGUCUUCCAACUUGCACAAGCGGAUGCUCUGGAAACAACUGCAACAACAAUGCUCCACAAGUUGUCGUCGUUCAACAAAAUAAUCAGAACCAAUGCGCUUCAUCAUGCAUGCCAGCUUGCCAACCAUCUUGUGUUCAAGCUGCUUGCGCUCCAGCUUGUCAGCCAAUGUGCUCUUCAUCUUGUGUCGAACAACAACAAGCCCAAAUCGUUGUCGUCCAGCCACCUCAGCAACAGUGCACAUCUUCCUGCAUGCCAGCUUGUCAGCCAAGCUGUGUCCAACAAGCCUGCGCCCCAGCGUGCCAACCAAUGUGCUCCUCAUCUUGCGUUGAGCAACAACAAGCUCAGAUUGUCGUCGUGCAGCCAACAACUUCUUCUUCCAACGCCUGUGCUUCUUCAUGUAUGCCACAAUGUACUCCACAAUGUGUUCAACAACAAACUAUCUGUGCUGCCGCCUGCCAACCAUCCUGUCAAUCUUCAUGCAGUUCAAAUGCCCAAUGUGUUCAAGCUUGCCUCCCAAGCUGUGAAUCCUCGUGUGUUCAACAGCAACAACCAGUUGUAGUUGUCCAAGAUGCUCAACCGUCCUGCCCAUCGGCCUGCCAACCAUCAUGCUCUCAACAAUGCAUUCAGACUCAAAACAUCUGUCAGUCUGCCUGCCAGCCAUCAUGCCAAUCGUCCUGUGGUAGCAACACCCAAUGUGUCCAAGCCUGUAUUCCAAGUUGCCAACAAACCUGUGGACAGCAAGCCCAACCGGUGAUCGUUGUCCAGCAACCACAACAGAACAACUGCGUUCAGUCUUGCCAACCACAAUGUCAACAAACAUGCGGAUCAAAUGUGCAAUGUGUUUCUGCAUGCCAAAAUAGCUGCCAACAAUCGUGUGGAAACCAACAGCAACAAGUGAUUGUUGUUCAAUCCAAUCUAAUUUGUGGACAAGCUUGCCAGGCACCACAAGUUCUUCAAUGUGUUCCACAAUGUCAACCAUCCUGCCAGCCAUCGUGCAUGCAACAAUACCAAUUUGUGCAAGCUCCAGCCAUCACAAUGUGCCAGCAAGUCGGAGGAUCAUGUGGAUGUGGAAGUGGAUAUUCUCAGUGCAUGCAAGGAGUUUGCUGUCUUCGUAAGAGGCAUAGACUCGCGAAGAACAAGUUGUAA